GAUAAGAAGAGCAAGGUGUUUACAUGACUAUUGCCAUACUCGGCCUUCACCCAUAAUCAGUUUUAACAUCAAAUAGUUAAGUGUGAAUGUAAACGUGGUUGGUGAUCGAUUGACCGAAAACCAAUUAGAAUGUCGUUGAGGAAACAUUGUGUCGAGUGGGCGGGGAGAGAACGACAGACGGACUGCUUUCACAAACUCUGACACUUUCUCUCACAGUCGCCCUAGUAAGGAUUAACCUACUUUCACUCUUCUGACCCUCGACAUGUCAAACAACAACGCCAGCAGCAACUUGGUCGUCGCUCAGAGAGUAGUGAAACAGCUGCGGUUGGAGGCCAGUGUCCGUAGGAUCAAGGUGUCUCAGGCUGCAGUGGACCUGAAGAACUACUGUCUGCAGAACGCUCACCAGGACCCUCUCCUGAUGGGGGUCCCCUCCAGUGACAACCCCUUCAGACCCCCCAAGUCCUGCAGCCUGUUCUGAGCAGUCAGUGUAUGGAGGAGGACUUGUUGCUGUUUGUCCUAUGAGGGACCCUUCCUCUUCUCUCUCUACUGCUGGUCCAUUUGUGUGUUGCAGCUAUCCCAAUGUUAACCUCUAGCCUGAUCCCAGAUCUGGCAUGCCAAGGCUCGACAAUGACCAAAGAUAUUGGCAAGACCGCACAAACAGAUCUGGGACCAGGCUAGACAGUCCAUGUAUUAAGAUAAAGCCUAGUAGUGCCAUUAUACAUGUAUGUUCAGGAUGUUGAUGUGAUAUCCUAUUUGUUAUGAUGAUCAUGAUGAUGACAUUGUAUUAGUGUUCCCCAGUUUUCCAGAAAUUCCUGUUGUAAGAUUCCUGGAAUCGGGAGGGAAUAAGCAGAAAACCCAGGAAUCUUCUACUGGAAUUUCUGGAAAAAUCUGUCAAGUUUUAGAAAGUUACUGUAGUUCUCCAACCCUACAUUGUAUCUAUGCACUGUACUUUCCACCAGUAUGAUAUCAGCCUCUGACAGGCAGGCAGCCAGUGAAUGUGCCUAUGAGGUUGUCUCCCAAAUAGCACCCUAUUCCCUAUAUAGUGCACUACUUUAGACCAGAGCCCUAUAGUGCAGUAUAUAGAGAAUAGGGUGUUAUUAAGGAUGUAACUUGUGUCCGAUGACAUGUACAGCACAAUAAGGAAGUGACCAACCGUUGAAUGUUUUAACCAGGGUACGUAUUGAUAUUUAGCCUACAGUUCUAGCCGAUUGGCCUACAUCCUGUCUUGUCACCUUCUAUUGCUUGUGUUCCAUGUGCAGUAUACUUCCUGGUACAAACUACCACAUGGUACAGGUUGACAUUCUCAACCCAGGGAUCCAGAACCAUAGAAUUAGAAUCUAGAAUUCAUGCGGAACACUAACCACAUCUCCCCAGUUGUACUCUAUACAAGAGACUGGCAGUUACAUGUUUCUUUUAAACUUUCGUCAACCUAUUUUAUUUAAGAUUUUAUGAAAUAAUCAGGCUUUUUAUCGAAGGGUUCGUUCAUUCGGUUGUGAUGAUACUGAUGUGAUCUUAAAUGUUACAUUGUUGUGCCCUCCUGUACCUUUUUUUAGGAAGACACUCCUGUCCUUGGCCUUUUUCCCUGGAAAUACUCAUGUCCUUCUCACGUUUUCCACUAGCCUACAUUCAGUCACAGAUAACACUAUAGCAUGGUUUUCCACUAGCCUACAUUCAGUCACAGAUAACACUAUAGCAUGGUUUUACACUAGCCUACAUUGUCACAGAUAACACUAUAGCAUGGUUUUCCACUAGCCUACAUUCAGUCACAGAUAACACUAUAGCAUGGUUUUACACUAGCCUACAUUCAGUCACAGAUAACACUAUAGCAUGGUUUUCCACUAGGCUACAUUCAGUCACAGAUAACACUAUAGGAAAUGGGAACGUAUUUAACUAAGACAAACACUCAUUUCCAUAUGCCACAGCUGGUGCUUCAGCUUGUUUCAGGUUACUGAUUAGCCACAUCACCAUGACUGCCAUUUUUAUGAUUCCAUCAGCCUACAUCGCAGUUUGUUUUUAUCGUUGAACUGUGAGCGUGGAACUGUCUAGCCUCGCUACCGGCCUUGAAUGAGGAGUUUUAAUUUGAUACCUGGUAUACUGUCGAUCCUCUGUGCCUGAGCUUUGUAGCUGUGUUAUACUGUCCAUCCUCUGUGCCUUAACUUUGAAACUGUGUUAUACUCUCGAUCCUCUGUGCCUUAACUUUGUAACUGUGUUAUACUGUCGAUCCUCUGUGCCUGAACUUUGUAACUGUUUCCAACCUAGUAAAUCACAUUUACCACUA
Molecule: messenger RNA, 2278 nt
Organism: Oncorhynchus kisutch (coho salmon)
Lineage: Eukaryota; Metazoa; Chordata; Actinopteri; Salmoniformes; Salmonidae
Product: guanine nucleotide-binding protein G(I)/G(S)/G(O) subunit gamma-5-like
Exons: 3
Coding region: 263-478 (71 amino acids)
Biological process (GO): G protein-coupled receptor signaling pathway
Cellular component (GO): heterotrimeric G-protein complex
Molecular function (GO): G-protein beta-subunit binding
Source: RefSeq, a predicted model, not a curated record